Messenger RNA from Neodiprion virginianus, 1800 nucleotides. RefSeq names its product protein disulfide-isomerase A3 (gene ERp60). The record is from RefSeq and is a predicted model, not a curated record. Gene Ontology annotation, biological process: protein folding; response to endoplasmic reticulum stress. The transcript is spliced from 5 exons. Lineage: Eukaryota; Metazoa; Arthropoda; Insecta; Hymenoptera; Diprionidae. Gene Ontology annotation, cellular component: endoplasmic reticulum. Gene Ontology annotation, molecular function: protein disulfide isomerase activity. The coding region runs from base 160 to 1635 and encodes 491 amino acids.
UGAGCGGCCUCCACGCGAGCCACGUCGUCCUCUCCCUUCAGUUCCGUCUAUCAGUCGUUGAUUCCAGUCAGUCGUUAGUCUUCCGAUUGCUUCUGAUUCCCGAGCGUUGUACUUCAGAAGGACAAUUUUCGCCAGCGGAGGGUUCGACAAGCUCUCGAAAUGCUGUUCAGAAGUUUAAUCCUGCUGUCUCUGGCUCUCGGCGCUUUCGCCGCCGAAGAGGACGUCCUGGAAUUGACGGACGACGAUUUCUCCCACGAGUUGGAACGCCAUGAGAAUUCACUCGUCAUGUUCUACGCGCCUUGGUGCGGACAUUGCAAACGCCUCAAGCCCGAAUAUGCCAAAGCGGCGGAACUUCUCAAAGGUAAUGAUCCGCCGAUCACUUUGGCCAAGGUUGACUGCACAGAGGCGGGUAAAACCACCUGCAACAAAUACUCGGUCAGCGGAUAUCCGACGCUGAAGGUAUUUUCCAAAAAUGAAAUGGUCGGCGAUUACAACGGCCCAAGAGAAGCUCCUGGUAUCGCAAAGCACAUGAAGGCUCAAGUUGGACCUGCCUCCAAGGAAUUGACUGGCGAAGACUGCCAGAAAGGCUUCUUGGAUUCUGACGAGGUUGGAGUGAUCGGUUACUUUGAGAAGGACGAUUCACCCUUGUCAGCCGCCUUCCAUACUGUUGCUAAGAAACUGAGGGAGAAGGUCAGAUUCGCGCAUACAAGUGCCGACGCACUACUUGAAAAGGAAGGAUUGAAAAAUAACAUUGUCCUCUACCGUCCAAAAAUUUUGCACAGCAAAUUUGAGCCAAGCAGCGUGACCUACGAAGGUGGCGAUUCAAUUGCCGACGUGAAUGACUUUAUCACCAAGAACUACUUUGGCAUUGUUGGCGUGAGAACACGAGACAACGCAGCAGACUUCAAGAACCCGUUGGUAGUUGCGUACUACAACGUCGACUAUGUGAAGAACGUAAAGGGAACAAACUACUGGCGUAACAGGAUACUGAAGGUUGCAAAGGAUUUCCCAAGUCUAAACUUUGCGAUUUCAUCGAAGGACGAUUUCCAACACGAGCUCAAUGACUAUGGAAUCAGUUUCACCAAGGGUGACAAGCCGACCGUAUUGGCGCGCGAUGCAAAGAACCAGAAAUUCGUAAUGACUGACGAAUUCUCUGUCGAAAACUUUGAGGCUUUCUUGAAGGACUUCGAAGGCGGAGUUCUCGAGCCUUAUCUAAAGUCCGAGCCAAUCCCCGAGGACAAUAGCGGAAACGUAAAGAUUGCGGUAGCCAAAAACUUCGACGAGAUUGUAACCAACAAUGACAAGGAUACGCUAAUUGAGUUCUACGCACCCUGGUGCGGCCACUGCAAGAAACUCGCUCCAAUUUACGACGAAUUGGGAGACAAGUUGGCCAAUGAGGAUGUUGAAAUUGUGAAAUUCGAUGCAUCAAAUAACGAUGUGCCCGCGCCAUACGAGGUGAAAGGUUUCCCAACGCUCUUCUGGGCACCCAAGAACUCUAAAGACGAUCCCAUCAAAUACGAGGGUGGCAGGGAUCUCGAUGACUUCAUUAAAUACAUUGCUAAACAUGCGACUAACGAGCUCCAAGGAUACGACCGGAAAGGAAAGGCCAAGAAGGCUCCGGCUGACGAACUUUAAGUUCGAUUAUCACCCUACUAACGAUGUUCCAGGCGUAUCUAAGUCCGUGCGAGAUAAAGGGUAUGAAUCGUAAAUAGUAAAGUAUGACAAGGUGGUGUUCUAUCAACAGUCUUAUUUUGGGAGAGUGAUAACGAUAUAAUGUCAUCCUUUGAAAUAUAAACAUUA